AUGCUAUUACGACUCCCCAAGAGCCUCCAUUACCCUCUCACAAUCAUCAAAGUAGAGAAGCGGGUGGGCGAGUUUAUCGCCCUUAACGACGACCUAUUCCUCUACUCCUAUACUACCAAGGUCAAGCAAGGAAGUCGCUAUGAUGAUGAAGAGGAAGAAGUAGAGAAGAAGUUUGUCACACAUUUUCCCAGCACACUUGAAGGAGUAAUCAAGGGAUGGCGGGUCUGGGAAGGAGAUGUCUUGACUCAACCGCAAGAUGUUUGUGAGAUUGAAGAAGAAUGCCCCCAUACCGUCCAGUUCCUGGGUAUGUGCACCAACUGUGGGAAAGAUAUGACAACUGUCCAGGCAGGCAGCGAGACCACAGAUGCCGAUCGUGCACCAAUCCGCAUGGCCCAUGACACCCCGCAUCUGACUAUCAGCAAAGAAGAGGCAAGUCGAAUUGACGAGGAAUCAAAACGCCGCCUUCUGUCCGCGCGCAAACUCUCGUUGGUCGUUGAUCUCGAUCAGACAAUUAUUCAUGCUGCGGUGGAUCCCACGAUAGCUGAAUGGCAGAAAGACAAAGAUAAUCCAAACUAUGAGGCUGUCAAGGAUGUGCGUGCAUUCCAGCUAAUUGAUGAUGGGCCUGGCAUGCGAGGUUGUUGGUACUACAUCAAGCUGAGGCCUGGUCUCAUCGAAUUCUUGGAGAACGUUUCCCAAUUGUACGAAAUGCAUAUCUACACGAUGGGAACCCGUCAAUAUGCCCAACAGAUUGCCGCGAUCGUCGACCCGGAUCGCAAAUUCUUUGGAGAUCGCAUCCUCAGCCGAGAUGAGAGCGGAAGUAUGGUUGCCAAGAACCUUGAGAGACUGUUUCCUGUCGAUACAAAGAUGGUGGUCAUCAUCGAUGACAGAGGAGAUGUUUGGAAAUGGAGUGCCAACCUGAUCCGUGUGCGCCCGUUUGACUUUUUCGUCGGUAUAGGCGAUAUCAAUUCCAGCUUUUUGCCCAAAAAGCAGGAGAUACAGACUACGCCGAAAUCGGAAGAAGACAAAAAGCCGGAAGAAAACGGCAACGAAAAGAGCGAGGUUGGUGAGGAGGAAUCCAACGGUGUUGCCGAAGAUGGGACUUCCACCAUUCAGAAUGGAACCUCGGCCCUUGAGCAUCUCAUAGCCAUGAGCGGGGGUGAUGACCCAGCGGUUCGAGAACUGCAGACUAAAGGUCAAGAGGAGCUCAUCACGUCACAGCUGGAGGAUAAACCCCUGUUGAAGAUGCAACUGGAGCAGGACGAGAAGGAUGACGCCGAGGCUACAUUUAACGGGGAGCCAACAGCAUCGCAAGCCACCGAUUCGGACUCGAGCGAUUCUUCGGACUCAUCGGAAACAAUUUCCUCUCCAAAAUCCAAAGCUCGCCAUAGCAUCCUGAAAAACGACGACGAGGAAUUGAUUCACCUUGAAGCAAGCCUCACAGCUGUGCAUGCCGCCUUCUACUCCGAAUACGACCGAAAGCGGCUCGCUGGCAAGGGCGGUCGGGUCGCUGCCCUGGCCGGACAACGAAAGGCGCCGUUACCGACCGCUGAAGAAGAAGACGGAGUAGCUGUGGACUUACUUCUGGUACCCGAUAUCAAGCGGAUCAUGCCGGCGAUGAAGGUGAGGGUGCUUGCUGGGGUGACCAUCGUGUUCAGCGGUGUGCUGCCUCUGGGGACCGACAUUCAGAAUGCCGACAUCAGCACAUGGGCGAAGACCUUUGGAGCUACCAUUACCGACAAAGUAGGCCGAGGAGUCACGCAUGUGGUCGCGGCCCGACCAGGCACCGCUAAGGUCAAGCAAGCAGUGAAACGGGGAAUCAAGGUUGUGGGGACUGCAUGGUUGAUCGAAUCCAUGCAACAGUGGCGGAAACUGGACGAAAAGCCAUAUUUCCUCGAAGGGGUCGGCGGACAAAAGCACGACGCCUCGAGUGACAUUGGUGACAUUGGUGACAUUGGUGAUAGUCCGGACAAGUCGAACAUCACAGCCAACGACUUCAUUCUUAGUUCGUCGGAUGGUGAGACUGAAGGAGGGGAUACUGAAGAUGACCAACCCGCACGGAAAAAGCUGAGGUUGGAUGUCAACCAGCAGGAAGGCGCCCCUGAUGAGAAUUUCGAGGACUUCGUCGACGAUGGCAGUCCGAUAACGAUCAACCAAGAUGAGUGGGCAGACAUAGACGCCGAGCUCAAAGAGUUCAUGGGCAGCGAGGCUGAAAGUGAGAGCGACACCGAUUCAGUCAGUUCCGCCUUGAGCUUCCGCGAGCGCCGUUCAAACAAGCGACGACGAGACGAUGAUGGCGGUGGGGAUGAUCCGACCGGCGACAUUGCGAGAUCACCAACUAUCAGAAGAAAUGGUGCUGGCAGCGCGCUGAAGACGGUGGCGAACGUCAGCAGUGAAAGAGAGUCGGAAGGCGGAAACACGCCCAUAGCCGGAGAGACGGACGAGCAGAUCAGCGAAGAACAGCGAGAGAUUGAGGAGGCACAGCAACUUGAGGAAGCCGAGGAAGAAGAUUCAGACGACGAGCUUGCCAGAGAACUGGAACGCGAGCUUGAAGAGGCCGACGCUCAAGAAGAACAGGAGAUUGCGAGAGAAGCUGAUGCUGCUGCUUGA
Messenger RNA from Capronia coronata CBS 617.96, 2607 nucleotides. RefSeq lists its product as uncharacterized. The coding region runs from base 1 to 2607 and encodes 868 amino acids. The record is from RefSeq and is a predicted model, not a curated record. Gene Ontology annotation, cellular component: nucleus. Gene Ontology annotation, molecular function: RNA polymerase II CTD heptapeptide repeat phosphatase activity. The transcript has 3 exons. Lineage: Eukaryota; Fungi; Ascomycota; Eurotiomycetes; Chaetothyriales; Herpotrichiellaceae.